Molecule: messenger RNA, 1626 nt
Organism: Carassius auratus (goldfish)
Lineage: Eukaryota; Metazoa; Chordata; Actinopteri; Cypriniformes; Cyprinidae
Product: GTPase IMAP family member 4-like
Exons: 6
Coding region: 105-1598 (497 amino acids)
Molecular function (GO): GTP binding
Source: RefSeq, a predicted model, not a curated record
AAUGGCGUCAGCAGCAGCAGACAGACACAGUCCAGAAUUGGAACGUCCUACCAACAAGGCUUAGGUCUAGUCCUAGACUAAAAGUGAGUGAUCUGAGUAAUGUUAUGCUGGGAAAGAAUCAGGAUUCUGAUCUUAGUGAGAAGACAAAAACAGGACGUGAUGGAGGAGAGACAUCGAUGGAGACACAGAUGGAGAAACUGAGAAACUCAUUAGAGAUGUGGUUUCAGUCACAAGAUUCAAGAGAAAGCGAAGAUGAUCUGAGGAUAGUGCUGCUGGGAAAAACUGGAGCUGGGAAGAGUUCAACUGGAAACACCAUCUUAGGAAGAGAAGCAUUUAUUUCAGACAUUUGUCAAACUUCUUUUACUGAAGUGUGUCAGAAAGAGACAUAUGUAAUCAACGGCAGACACAUUACUGUGAUCGACACUCCAGGACUGUUUAAUACUGAACUCAGUAAUGAAGAAAUCCAUAGAGAAAUGAGUAACUGUAUAUCCAUGAUCCUGCCUGGACCACACGUGUUUCUCUUACUGAUCCCAGUGGGACAAUACACUCAAGAAGAAGCAACAUCAGUGAAGAUCAUUCAAGAGAUGUUUGGUGAAAACUCUUUAAAGUACAUCAUAGUGCUCUUCACCAGAGGAGAUGAUCUGCAUAACAAAACUAUUGAACAGUAUCUGGGAGAACCUGGAUCUGCCCUUAAAAACCUGAUCGAUGAGUGUGGAAACAGAUUCCAUGUGUUCAAUAAUAAAGAGACUAGAGACCGAACACAGGUGACUGAUCUACUACAGAAGAUAGACAACAUGGUGAAAGAGAACGGAGGGAGUUACUACUCAUGUAAGAUGUUCAGAGAAAUGGAGAGAGAAAAACAGAAGAAAAUACUGAUGGAGAGAGUCAGAGAAAGAGAAGAAGAGAUGAAGAUGAUCAUGGAGAAAGAAAGACAAGAAAGAGAGAAACAAGACAGAAAGAUACAAGAGAUGGAGAGAGAACGAGAGGAAUGGGAGAAACAGAGACAACAGGAAAGACAAAGAAGUGAAGAAGAGGAAGAGAAAUGGAGAAAUAUAAUUAAGAGAACAUGCGAUGAAUUUGAUGAGAAACUUGAACGAGAGAGAGAGAGAAGUCAGAGAGAGAAAGAAGAUCUUAGGUUCAAACAUGAAAAAGAGAAAGAGAGAAUGGAGAUAAAUAUGGAGAAAGAAAGAAAGAAUUAUGAGAAAGACAAAAAGAGAAGAGAAGAAGAGUUUAGAGAGAAAGAAGAACAAUAUAAAAGAGAGAUUAAAGACAUAGUGGAACAAGACAAAAAGAUACAAGAGGAGAUGAAGAGAGAACGAGAGGAAUGGGAGAAACAGAGACAACAGGAAAGACAAAGAAUAGAAGAGGCAUUUAGAGAGAGAGAAGAACAAUAUAAAAGAGAGAUUAAAGAAAGAGAGGAACAAGAGAGAAAGAUACGUGAGGAGAUGAAGAGACAACAAGAGGAAUGGGAGAAACAGAAACAACAGGAACGACAAAGAAGAGAAGAAGAGGAGAAAGAAAGAGGUAGAUUCUUUGAACUUUAUACAGAAACUCCUGAGGCUCAGCACACAAACUGUGUCAAAACAGGAACCAACUAAUUUUGAAAUUAUUUAGCAAAAUAAUAAA